Messenger RNA from Rattus rattus (black rat), 1688 nucleotides. RefSeq names its product 3 beta-hydroxysteroid dehydrogenase/Delta 5-->4-isomerase type 4. Gene Ontology annotation, biological process: steroid biosynthetic process. Lineage: Eukaryota; Metazoa; Chordata; Mammalia; Rodentia; Muridae. The record is from RefSeq and is a predicted model, not a curated record. Gene Ontology annotation, molecular function: 3-beta-hydroxy-Delta5-steroid dehydrogenase (NAD+) activity. The coding region runs from base 237 to 1358 and encodes 373 amino acids. The transcript is spliced from 4 exons.
CUCUCUUCUGAGUUGAUUGGCAGUGCUGCUGCUGCUGGAUCCUUUGCAGAGACCAGAACCCCCCUUUCCAAGCUUGUAUCAUUGUGGACUAGGGACCAGCUAGGUUCCAGAAAUCUUCCUUCCACGAUUCCAGCUCCUGGUUGGGACUACUGAUACACCACACCCUGUGGCUGAGCAUCUCCAGGGUCACCGUGCAUUAACCCCACUCCCACUGUGAUCUGCUUCCUGUGUUGAUCAUGCCUGGGUGGAGCUGCCUGGUGACUGGAGCAGGAGGGUUUUUGGGCCAGAGGAUCGUCCAGUUGUUGGUGCAGGAGAAAGAUCUGAAGGAGGUCAGGGUCCUGGACAAGGUCUUCAGACCAGAAACCAGAGAAGAAUUCUUCAACCUAGGGACAAGCAUCAAGAUGACAGUGUUGGAAGGAGACAUUCUUGACACCCAGUGCCUGAGGAGAGCGUGCCAGGGCAUCUCUGUUGUCAUCCACACUGCUGCCCUCAUUGAUGUCACAGGUGUCAAUCCCAGGCAGACCAUUCUAGAUGUCAAUCUGAAAGGUACCCAGAACCUAUUGGAGGCCUGUGUCCAAGCUAGUGUGCCAGCCUUCAUCUACUGCAGCACAGUUGACGUUGCAGGGCCCAACUCCUACAAGAAGAUCAUCCUGAAUGGCCAUGAGGAACAGAAUCAUGAAAGCACAUGGUCUGAUCCAUACCCAUACAGCAAAAAGAUGGCCGAGAAAGCAGUGCUGGCAGCCAAUGGGAGCAUCCUGAAAAAUGGUGGCACACUGCAUACUUGUGCCUUAAGGCCCAUGUACAUUUAUGGAGAUAGAAGUCCAUUCCUUUUUAAUGAAAUAAUCAGAGCUCUCAAAAAUAAGGGUAUUCUGAAUGCUACUGGCAAAUUCUCCAUAGCCAAUCCAGUGUAUGUGGAAAAUGUGGCCUGGGCACACAUUCUGGCUGCCAGGGGCCUUCAAGACCCCGAGAAGUCACAAAACAUUCAAGGACAGUUCUACUACAUCUCAGAUGACACCCCUCACCAAAGCUAUGAUGAUUUAAAUUAUACCCUGAGCAAGGAAUGGGGCCUCUGCCUUGAUUCCAGUUGGAGCCUUCCUCUGCCCCUGCUCUACUGGCUUGCCUUCCUGCUGGAAACUGUGAGCUUCCUGCUGCGUCCAUUUUACAACUAUAGGCCACCCUUUAACUGCCACUUGGUCACACUGUCAAAUAGCAAGUUCACUUUCUCCUACAAGAAAGCUCAGAGAGAUCUGGGCUAUGAGCCACUUGUCAGCUGGGAGGAAGCCAAGCAGAAAACCUCGGAGUGGAUCGGGACACUAGUGGAGCAGCACAGGGAGACACUGGACGCAAAGUCUCAGUAAUGGGAAGAGGCCAAGGACAUGGUCCUGGGUGUUUGCCAGAUCCUCCAGCAAGGACAGACAUAUAAGCCAGGUCUUGCUGCCUUCUUUCGACACAGAAUCCAGUUUAGUGCCUUCAAGUCAUCAGAAGAAGCCUUGCCAGUCACUGACCCAGCCAUGAGCCGUCUUUCUGAAAUACCUGCCCAGAAAUACACAGCUUCCUAAGCACCUUUUGUACCUCAGAGCUCCCUCCAUUAUUUUCUCUCCCCAUCCAAAGCAUGUCUAACCUUCAGAAAAGUCUGCUUGCUUUGUGAAGCCCAAUAGAAGGAACAAUAAAUAUUUGUCAACACUUCA